Striga asiatica is the source of this 1351-nucleotide messenger RNA. Lineage: Eukaryota; Viridiplantae; Streptophyta; Magnoliopsida; Lamiales; Orobanchaceae. The record is from the annotation of a GenBank genome assembly.
AUUAUAACCAUUCAAUAAAAUGUGUUUAGUUUUAUUGGCUCCCCCAUCAUGAUUGAUAAUCUGUGACAACUCAAAAGCGCAGUCCACACCCCCACUUCACAAUUCUUCUUUUCGGUCUCUGCAAAUUCUCUUUCUCCCUCAAUCGAGUGACAAAAGGAUCCAAAGAGCUUUGCGAUUGUGUGUGUGGUGUGUGAAUUGUGUUAUUUGUUCAGGUAAUAAAAUGGCAUGGGAACCUGUACUCUGGAUAGUUUUUGCAAUGAUGAACCUUGCUUUGUUGGGAUUAAAUUUUUACCAGUUUCUAGGUUUUUCGGACUUGGAGGCUGAUUAUUUGAACCCGUACGAAUUAUCAUCUCGUGUCAACUAUGUGAUUGUUCUCGAGUAUUUAUUGCAAGGGGCGUUCUCCAUUCUGUUUCUUGUGACAGGGCAUUGGAUAAUGUUCCUUCUCUCACUGCCUCCUGCUUAUUAUAAUCUGAAGAAGUACUUAGCACGACAGCAUCUUAUUGAUGUGACUGAAGUUUUUAGAGUACUCAAUGACGAGAAGAAAGUUCGAAUUGUCAAGUUGGUUUUUUACAUUAUCUUCUUUGUCCUAACUAUUACCAGAGCUAUUGCUGCCGGCUCAAUUAAAGCUUUGGUUUUGGUCCUCGACUCCAGUAAUGAAGAGUUCGAUUUUCGUUCCUCACUACAUGACCUCGCGCUAGCUGUUAUUCAAGUUGUGUUCGGUGAUGAUGAUGACGAUCCUGAGGGCUGGUUUGGCUUCCAUUGAGUUAGAAAAUAAGUCCUUUUGGUCGAAUGAUUAUUGCACAUUUACAGCUCAAUCGGCAAAUCUGAUUCUUGGAUGAAUGCUCGCUCGACCAGCCAAAUACGACUCAAGCAUCAAACUCUAUUAACAACAUUAUUGUUCGACUUCAACUUUCGACUUUUGACCUUUUACAGGAAACUUGAAUAGAUUUGCAAGGGAAAAUUUUAAAUUCCCACUUUUUCAGGAAACCUAAAAUCUCCUGCCGCAGUCUCGCCUUUCUGUCACGCUUUAGGUCUUGUUCGUGGGUUUGUUGUGCGUGGAUUCUAGCUUAAUGCUCAUCUGGGUUCCGCUGUGGGUUGCUUGUGUUGGGGAGAUAGUAGUUUAUAGAUAGUUUAGGUGUGUGUUACUUUUAUUUUUUAGUCCGCGCUUCUCCACUUGAGUAUUUACUAUUUAGUUUGUUGUUUUGUUUGGAUUUGGCUCCAGCAUGCUGGUCACAGUCGUUGCUUGCCACUGCUGAUUGUCUGAACCCAAUUCCAGUUGUUUUUGUUUGUCUAGGGUGCUUCGAUUAGCAUUUCUCUUGAUUCCACCUCAUUGGUUCUUUUAUAAGUGCUA